Messenger RNA from Blepharisma stoltei, 1050 nucleotides. The record is from the annotation of a GenBank genome assembly. Lineage: Eukaryota; Ciliophora; Heterotrichea; Heterotrichida; Blepharismidae.
AUGAAUUCGAAAACAAAUAUUGGAGUUAUUGAGGGCAUUGGAUUAAAUACUUCAAAUUUAUUGGCUAUGCCAUCUAAAAGUCAAAACCACUCUCUAGUAAAGGAAGUCAAGGCUAUGAAAUCUUCCAAAGAAAAAUUCGUCAAAAAGCGCUAUAUUAAUAUAAUUACUUUUGAAAAGAAAUAUAAACUUCUAGAUGUCCCAAAGGGCGUUGAUAGAAGUUUUAGCAGUAAAAAAUCUUUAACUCCUUCAAGAACACCUUCAAGUUCAAGCCGUGGGAAUUUGAUGCAUGGUUAUAUCAAUAAAUCCUUCAGUUUGGCCUCAUCAAAGCAAUCAUCAAGAAGCAACUUAAAAGAAUCCAAUACCAGCUAUACUAAUUUUUCUCUGCCAAAAUCUUUACAAAAAAUAAAUAGCUCGAAUUUGAUUUAUUCCAAAAAUUCCAGCGAAAAGCAAUUAGUUAAGCCAGUGCUAGAUGAACUUACUAAAAGAGAAAAUAUUUCACGCUCUGCUAAUAUUUCUCCUAAUGCUUUAAGAGUAUCUCAAAAAUCUGACAUCGAAAAAAUCCUUGAAAGCCAGCAAUCUUCUAAACGACAUACACCUGUAAAGCAGCACAUCAUAAACGAAAUUCCAUCUUUAAAUUUAAGUAAAAUAUCUGCUGUAAAUCCAAUUGUGGAAAGAUCUCUAAAAUCUGAAGAUAGUCCUGCAAAGAAAAACGAAAACGAGAAACCAAAAAGAAUUUUAAGCUCAUCUACUUCUAGGUAUAAAUUGAAAUUAAGAGAAAUGCCAUUCUGGAAAUUACAAAAAAUUUUUAGGAACUCAGUUAAAGGUGAACAAGUGCUUGAGAAUAUUAUUAACUAUGAGCAGAUGUUUUCAUCUAAUCGAAACAGUGAAAAAAGAAAAAUUAAAACUCCUGAAAAUUUGGAAAAUUUAAAGAUUUCCAAUGAGAAUUAUCAAGAAGUCUCUUUAAGGGCACUUAAAAAUACUUCCUCUUUUGCUGAAAAAAUUAUGAAGCAAAUAAGAUGUCCAAGUAGAUGUAAAAUCCAUAUUGAGUAA